UAUAAUGAGCUCCUCCAAUUUGGACCUCAUCCUUUUGUACAUUAUCCUAUGGCUAACAUGUUGAACCAUACAAUAUUAUUCCAAUGCAAUAAUUCACAAUGCUUACCUUAUCUUUUACCAUACUAUUUUCCCAACCAUAAUUCCAACUCAAUCCAAACUAUUUUCAGUCUUUCGCAAUCCUCCUCCUUAUUAGCUUCUCAUAAGUCGACUGUCAAAAGGUCUUUAUCAAUCGUGAUUUGUCAUGCAAGGAGAAGAAUUAUAUACGAUAACGAUGAUGAUGAAAAAGAAGAUAAUAAUAAUUCAGAAUUAGCAGUGCUAGAAUUUUAUAGUCAAUCUAUGAGAAAUGAAGCUCUUCUUGUGAAAGCUCUUGUAGAUGAGGAAGAUGUUGAAGUUCUAAUUUUCAAGGGGUUCUCAUCAUGCUUGAGUUAUAGGACAAGUCCAGAUCCAUCAAAAAGUGUACUUCCAGCAAGGGCAGUGAUCAAAUGCAUAGACAGAAUAAAAGGACCAUUUGACCCCUCAAAUAUUGUUUAUUUGGAGAAAGGAUUGACUUUGGAGGCCUUCAAGGAUAGGAUUCUACCAAGGGCAAAAUAGUCAUUUAAUCAAUUUAUUCUAUUUGUUCCGAUAUUUUAUGAUUGUUAUAGCAAAAUGUUGUCAUUGAGAACAUGUAAUACGAUAUAACAUUCAAACCAACUCUAAAGGAACUUGGACAAUGAAAUAUUAUUAAUAGAAAAUAAUGAUAAUCGAUAGAUCUGAUGUAUCUAUAACAUUUUCGUGAUAAUUACAAACUUAGCUUGAAGCUUUUGUAUCA
Messenger RNA from Solanum pennellii, 808 nucleotides. RefSeq lists its product as uncharacterized. Lineage: Eukaryota; Viridiplantae; Streptophyta; Magnoliopsida; Solanales; Solanaceae. The coding region runs from base 49 to 591 and encodes 180 amino acids. Gene Ontology annotation, cellular component: chloroplast. The transcript has 2 exons. The record is from RefSeq and is a predicted model, not a curated record.